UUGAAGUUGUACCUACCCACGCCAGAGUCCUGCUGUCCUCUACUCCAGCGAUGGCUUGCUAAGAACAAGUGGACCAAGCAAAAUUCGCUCGAAGUUGCCGAUCCUGUCGUGGUGGAGACCAAAAGCAAAUCAGGCCCAAGUAUCGGUCAGAGUGAAGUAACUCUGACCGACAUUGUCGUGACUACAAAGUGCGUCAUGAGUAGUCGAGUUCAGCCACCUCUUGCGCCAGCAGCCGGCGGAGAAUUGGACAUGCUCGUCUUGAGAACCUUGGCCUGCACAAGGCGUUGCUGGAUGGUUUCGUGGCGAUUUGAGCCAGCAGCUAGGGUAGGGAAGUUAGCAGGAAGGAAGGAGGUCCAUAGGGCUCGUGAUGCUAUUGAAUCCCGGUGUGUGUGACGUGUGCAGCGUGAUGUUUGAAGGGAGGGGGAUGAUCUGGUGCAGGGACUAGCGCAGCCACUCCAUCCGCCGACGAGAGAGGCGUGGGUACGCAGCGGCUGAGGGGGAGUGACUUUUACUUUUCGCCUGUCCGAUCGCGCAUGUGCGCGCUCUCGUGUGCGUACAUCAUCUUCAUCGUCGGUGCGGCGUUCCGCGAUCUCCUUCUGUUUCGUUUCUCUUCUCGCACGCGCUCUUUACAAAGCGUGCAUCCCACUCCAGUGAGCACGAGGCAGCUGGCAGAUAGUUCACUCGCAUCUUUGGCGAAGAGUCGAGCUGCGGAAUCUGUUGUGCUUGAAAAAGUUCUCCUACUGCACUUCGAUGAAGCUCACCCUCGAAUUCGGCGGUGGAUUGGAAUUGCUCUUCGGUUCAGUGAAGAUUCAUGAGGUUGCUGUUCCUCCACCCGAUGGCGAAACUAAGGUCACAGUCAAGCACUUGCUCCUCUGGAUUCGAGACAACCUUCUCAAGGAAAGACCAGAGAUGUUCCUGAAGGACAAGUCAGUGAGGCCCGGAGUUUUGGUGUUGAUAAAUGACUGUGACUGGGAGCUUUGUGGAACAACGGAGGCAGUCUUAGAAGAGAAGGAUACAGUGGUCUUCAUAUCUACAUUGCACGGGGGAUGAUCACGAAUCCACUACGACUGUAUCAUUCCACAUCCUUUUCUUCUGCCUUCGAAUCCAAAAGGGCUCGAGCAUACCACAUAAUCGUCUCAAAUCAGUUUGGUUACAGAUUUAGGCAGUAAGCUGGAAGUCUGUAAAAUAUUAGUCCCAGCUGCUUCAUCCAUGAGGUUGAAUAACCUGUAAACGUGUGAACCGUUUCUACUUUCAUUGCGUUUAGAGUACGAUGUGUUGUGGCUGAACGAAUUGUUUUUAAAUGAAUCUCCGUGACCAUCGUCGAAGACACGUAAUAACACAGCAACAAAUCUAGUUACGAAACGAUGUAUAUCUACAAAAUUUCUUCCCAGCCAGUCCACUUUACUCUUAUCGAUAAAUUUCGAAGUGGCAAAUGAACUUGACAGUUUCGUAUGCAGAAAACAGGUCUUGAUUUGUGGUUGGUCUUCAGCUUGAAGAGUUCGCGUCAGUACUUUUGACGCAGGCAAGAAUGUCUCGCUGGGUUCGUGAUUACAAGGGUCCAUUUUACCCUGCAGAAUGGAUUCUGCACCCG
Messenger RNA from Marchantia polymorpha subsp. ruderalis, 1591 nucleotides. The record is from the annotation of a GenBank genome assembly. Lineage: Eukaryota; Viridiplantae; Streptophyta; Marchantiopsida; Marchantiales; Marchantiaceae.